This is a messenger RNA of Penicillium coprophilum, 285 nucleotides long. RefSeq lists its product as uncharacterized. The transcript has a single exon. The record is from RefSeq and is a predicted model, not a curated record. NCBI's taxonomy places the organism in Eukaryota, Fungi, Ascomycota, Eurotiomycetes, Eurotiales, Aspergillaceae. The coding region runs from base 1 to 285 and encodes 94 amino acids.
AUGCUUGGCCUUGAGAGAAGGCAGGUGCAGAUUCAAAUUGGAGAGGGUGAGAAGGAAAGGAAAAAAUGGGACAAGAGCGAAAUUCGGUCAGAGUCUUGGGAGCUCUUGGCCAAGGAGAAGAAAGCGAGUGAACGCGGGCUCUGGGAGAUUUGCCCAGAACGAAGUAUUCUUGGAAAGGGCGGGAUUCGUCAGCCGAGACAUUUAGGACCCACGUUGGCGGGAAUUGGGUCUUGGCUGGCGGAGGGAGGACGUGCGCCAAUCGAGAUUGUCUAUUGGGAGUAUUAG